AUGGAGCAGAAAGAUGAGAAGCCCCCUGAGGAUGGGCCACCUGUCGCCCCGACAGCAGAGGGCACUGGGACACCCGGAGGUGGUGCCUCUGCAGAGGGGGCCACUGAGCAUACAGCUGGGGAGACCGCCGGAGAGAGGCCUCCGAAGACGGCAGGAAAGCAGGAAGAUGGCGUGUCUGCGGAGCUCCAGGGAGAAGCCAGCGGUUCAGAUGAGGUCAAGGUGGAAUCCCAGAGUGAGUCUGGAGAGAAAGAAGCGGCCAAGGCUGAACCUACGACGGCGAACGGAGGGAAGGAAGAGGACACGGCAGCUUCUCAGGGGAUGACUGACAGCAAGGAAGAGAUCGGAUCCGAACCCAAGGAGGCUGAGGACAAGGAGGAGGCCUCCCUGGCCUCCGAGAAGCAGCAGGCUGAGGAGAAAGAAGCCAAGGCGGGAUCUGUGAAGGACAAGGUCCAGCCUGAGUCCCAGGAGGCUGAAGGGGAGAAGGAGGCCGCAGCAGCCGCUCAGGAGAACGACAAGGUGCAGGAGCCCCAGGCAGAAGCCAAGGAGAGGGCUGCUGACACAGAGGCCACGCCGGAACCCCAGGAGGCAGCUGUUGCCCAAGACAAGGCUGAGGCUGAGUGUGAGCAGGCCGAACAUGACACUAAGGAGGAGGAGGUGAGUGAGGGAGGCAGCCUCCCCCUCCCCCACCGCCAACCAGGCAGCCCCGCUGCAGGGCAGCAGCAGGACACAGAGAAAGAGCCAGAGGAAGGGGCAGGCGUGGUUCCCGGCUCUCCCGAGGAGUGGCCUGAGAGCCCCACGGAGGGCCUCAGUCCAGAUGGGGUGGGUCCAGCAUCCGGCGAGACCAGCCCUUCAGCCAGUGAAUCUUCCCCCAGCGACAUGCCCCAGAGUCCCACGGAGCCCCCUCCCUCGGAGGAGAAGAAGAAGGAGAAGGCACCAGAACGCAGGGUGUCAGCCCCUGCCCGGCCCCGGGGCCCCCGCGCACAGAACCGCAAAGCCAUCGUGGACAAGUUUGGCGGGGCAGCCUCGGGCCCCACUGCUCUUUUCCGGAACACUAAGGCAGCUGGGGCAGCCAUUGGUGGGGUCAAGAACAUGCUGUUGGAGUGGUGCCGGGCCAUGACAAGAAACUAUGAGCACGUGGACAUCCAGAACUUCUCGUCCAGCUGGAGCAGUGGCAUGGCCUUCUGUGCCCUCAUCCACAAGUUCUUCCCCGACGCCUUCGACUACGCGGAGCUGGACCCCACCAAGCGGCGGCACAACUUCACCCUGGCCUUCUCCACAGCAGAGAAACUGGCCGACUGUGCCCAGCUGCUGGAGGUGGAUGACAUGGUACGGCUGGCAGUGCCCGACUCCAAGUGCGUCUACACCUACAUUCAGGAGCUGUACCGCAGCCUCGUGCAGAAAGGGCUGGUGAAGACCAAGAAGAAAUAA
This is a messenger RNA of Lepus europaeus (European hare), 1428 nucleotides long. RefSeq names its product smoothelin like 1 (gene SMTNL1). NCBI's taxonomy places the organism in Eukaryota, Metazoa, Chordata, Mammalia, Lagomorpha, Leporidae. Bases 1 to 1428 code for a protein of 475 amino acids. Gene Ontology annotation, cellular component: filamentous actin; microtubule organizing center. Gene Ontology annotation, molecular function: protein binding. The record is from RefSeq and is a predicted model, not a curated record. The transcript is spliced from 7 exons. Gene Ontology annotation, biological process: actin cytoskeleton organization.